GCAUGCAUAGCCGCCAUAACUGUUUGGUUUCGAUCCGGCUGGACUGUCUGCUACCAACUGUAACAGAUUUACUAUAGGACAUGCGAUUUGCGCAGUCCAAAAUUAUGUUGUUAACGAGGAGAAGAACUUCUUGGUGUGCUCAGAUCAUCUGUGGAUUCCUGAUCUGUAUUUUGUUGGAGUCCAGUCAAGCAGGAGAUGCUAUAGCCUUGAACAAUGACAACAUCAACCAGUUACUUACCAGGAAUGAUUUAGUAUUUGUCAACUUCUAUGCGGACUGGUGUCGAUUUAGUCAGAUUCUUUCACCAACAUUUGAUGAGGCAUCAAGGAAAAUAUCUGAAGAAUUUCCCGAACCAGGGAGAGUCACAUUUGCUAAGGUGGACUGUGACAGAGAGGUGACAAUAGCAUCUAAUUAUCGGAUUUCCAAAUAUCCCACAUUGAAGCUGUUCCGGAAUGGACAGGUGGUGAAAAAGGAAUACCGUGGUCAGCGGUCAGUGGAUGCCAUCGUUAGCUUUAUCCGUGAUGAACUUAAGGAUCCAGUCAUUGAACAUGCAAAUCUGGAUGAGAUGGAUGAGUUAGAGACCAAGAAGCGCCACAUCAUUGGUUACUUUGAGUCCAAAGACUCAGAAAACUAUCGGACGUUUGUGAGGGUUGCCAGUGUGCUUCGUGAUGAUUGCCAACUUCAUGCAGCAUUUGGACCUGUUUCAGCACCAGAAAGGACUGGGGGUGAUAGUCUCAUUUUCAGACCUCCAAAUACUCAAAGACAAGAUGUAGUGUACACAGGGUCAAUAAACAACUUUGAGCAAUUGUACCAGUGGGCAUUUGACAAGUGUGUGCCACUUGUGAGAGAAAUCACUUUUGAAAAUGCAGAGGAACUGACAGAAGAAGGUUUGCCAUUUUUAAUCCUGUUUCACCAUCCUGACGAUGAACAAAUAGUGGAAACCUUUAACAAAGAAGUAGUCAAGCAGCUUAUUGGAGAAAAAAGUAAUGUAAACUUUUUGAUAGCUGAUGGUACAAAAUUUACCCAUCCACUGCAUCACCUUGGCAAGAAAAUAGAUGAUCUGCCAGUCCUGGCCAUUGACAGCUUCCGCCAUAUGUAUAUCUUUCCUCACAAUGUCAAAACUGAUUUAGAAAAACCUGGAUUGCUAAAGCAGUUUAUUGAUGACCUUCAUUCAGGAAAACUUCAUCGUGAAUUUCAUCAUGGUCCUGAUCCCACAACAGCAGACCCAAUACCACCAGCACCAAAUGACCAAAACGAAGCAGAAGAGAAGAAGGCUGAGCAUAUUCCUAAAAGCACAGAUGAUGACAUACAGCCACAGCAGUUUCAACAGCAGCAGCGUUUAACUGAACCCCCUGAGUCAACUUUUAAGAAGCUAGCUCCUUCCCGUAACCGCUACACUAUACUUCGAGAUGAGCUCUAGCUGAAAUUUUCAGACAUGUCAUAAACUUGCAGCUCUUCUCUCUUCUGUGGUGGUGAUUGCUCCGUACAUUCAUGUCGAAAAAAAUAUUGAUAUAAUUAGUAUAAGUAAGCCACUGCUUACAUUUUAAAGCAGUUUUUUUUUAAGCAGAUGUCAGAUUAAAAACUUUUUUGGGGAAAAAAAUGACUGUUUUGUUUUUAUGUAACUCAUUAAUAAUGGGGGAAGGAUGGGAAGAUUAUCCUGAAUCUGCUUAUGAAAAGUAUCUUUUCCAAAGAUAUUUUUUUUUUGAUCAUUUGUUUCAAUCAUGUAAGACAGUUUUGUUUAAUUUUCAUACUUUUAAUUGAGCAUCAUGACUAAUGAAUAUUCCAUAUAGGGUGAUCAAUGAUUUUGUAAAGUAGAUGGCACAGAGGCUCCUCUCAUUUGUUGUUAAGGUGCUUGACUUCAAAGCAGUUGUUUGUGGGCUUAAGGCUUUCUCAGGCCAGAGACUAGACAAAACCAGCUAUUCACCCAACAGUGAACGGGUAUUUGAUUUAUCAGGAAAGAUAAAAGACAACAGAGGAAGAGGGUUUGGCUCAGCCUUCCACUGGCUUUUUCUUACAGUUUACUGCCCUUAAGGCAACUAGGCUGUGAGAGUUUUAAGUAGUAAGCAGGAAUCUGUGCAGGUAGUGUUCGUGUACAUGGGCUCAUCAUCAUAACUAUUGUGAAAUUUAAUUUAUUAUGUUAUUAGCCUUGGUUAUUUCUAUGAUUGAAAGAAUAUCAGUGGAAAAUUAAAACAUGCACAAACUGAUGCAUUUUGCAUUUUAUUUAUUCUCCCACAGCAUUUUAUUGCAGCCACUUAGUGAACUUCUUUGAAUUAUUUGAUCUAUGCUGUCAUUGUUGAACUACAGACAUAGUUGUGCUUAUAAAUGCUAGGCCUCCUCUGCAGUUGCUGUGAGUGAAUGGGAGGAACUUUUGUGAUGUUUUUGUUGUAAUUUUUCUUGCAAGGGAGUAAAGAAAAGAGAUGGAGGUCAAGCUGGUUUAUGAAGGUUCCUUUUGAAGGUGUUUUUGGUAACAGUCUUGUAAGGCAAAAAUAAUCCAGGAAGGUUUUCAUACAUAAGAGCUUUGUUGCAUAUUAUGUUUAAAAACAUAAUUUACGUUGAAAAGAAGGACUGCUUUAUUGUCAUUUUGGCAUGUUGCACUUCUGCCUAGAGAUAGCCUUCAUCGGUUGCUUGUUUUUUUGAAAAAAAAAUUUUCAGCAAGCUAAUAGGUUAUCCUGUGUUAAAGACAGUCUAAGAAAACAGUUUAACCUUUGUGCAGUCACUGUUAUCUGCAUUAAAGUAAAAUAUGGUGUAAAAUGAAAGUUUACAGAAGUCUUGACUGGUGACACAGAUACAGUUCCUCUAGACCAAUACAGUUAGAAUUCAUUUUAUUGCAGUUGAGUUCUUAAAUAUUAGAUAAAGUUUCUGCUUUCUUUACAUUAAUUCAUAACAAGGAGUCACAGAAGUAGAUAAGCAGCUUUGGUAAAGGAUUAAGUUCAUAUAGUUUAUGCCUGCCUUGUAACAGCAACCGUGGAAGUUCAUUUUAGUGUUGUUAUGGAUGUGUUCAGAUAUAAUCUUUUCCAGCCUUUGAUUUUAUAACCUAUGUGUAAACAUGGUAUAUUUUUUCCCAUGAAAACAUCUUGCUGAGAGUUUUAUUUUUGCAACUAGAUCCACCUCUAUAAAGGGACUGGCUGUUAACAUCAGCAUUCAGGCAACCUGUAGAUUGCAUUUUAAAGAAGAUAUGCUCAGUAGUUGUUUGCAUAUGCAUGCACACAUCCAUGAGGGUUGACAUAUCCUUUGUGCUUUUUGCUAUACACGUGCAUGUUUGUCAAGUCAUAACAUACAAAUUUGUAACAGUCAUACAGCAGAGUUGUGUCUUUCUGCUACAUUGACUUUGUUUUAACUGUUUUUAUUUGAUCUUUAAGAUUUUAUCUUUUCCUUUGCUUAUUUGGACAGUCUGAUGGUGCAAGGGUCAACUGCUUGCCACCAGUACAGUGAGGAUUGGGUGUCCUGGGUUCCGAUCUUGCCAUACUGUUUUUCUUUUUAUUUCUCUUCACAUAACACCCAUUCACAGGGGCAGCUGCUUUGCUGUGAUAUAGCUGUGGUUGCUGGCUCAGUGUAAAAGACCAAUAUCCUUCUAGUUAUGCUUUCUUGGAGUGGAAAAUUCAGAGUAAAUAACUAUAGAUCAGUCUCUGGAAAGUGCUACCAGGAACCAGCUAGUUUUAUUUUUUAAUUGGCCAGGUCAGGUGGUAGUGUCUUUUUCUUGUUCUUUUCCACUUUAUGGUGGAAGAAUGGUGCGGUCUUAAGAUAUGUUGAGAUGAGACAUCUUUACAAGUUACGGCAAGUGUUGUGACUUCAAAGCAAUGGUGAAUGGCAUGCUAUGCACAUCUGUGUGAGUGUGCAUACAUGAGUGCUGUUAAGAGAGUGUAUGUGUAAUGAAGCAGGAGUGGGUGUGAAAAGAUGGAUGUUAACUUAAAGAUGGUAGAGGUCUAGAAAUAGGCCUACAUCCACAGUGGGAAACUUUAAAUCAUUUGAGCUUUGUCCAGUACUGAACAGUUUGAAGGAAACAUAUAGCAGAGGUGCUUGUUUCUCUAGAGUAAUUUUUAAUGAUGCCUGAUUUUCUUUAGCAUUUCAUUUGCCUGUUCUUAUUUUAUAUUGGUGCUUAUGAAACAGGUCAGGCAUUCAGAGUAGCUGAAGUAAAAGCUUAAGUUCUUUAUGUAGCUUAUGUCCGCCACUCUUUGUGUUUAUAACAGGAACUGUUAGAAGUUCAUUUUAGUGUUGCUGUGGAAAUGGAGGUGUCGGGGUUUAAUCUUUGUUUCCAGCCUUUGAUUUUAUAACCUAUCUGUAAACAUGAUUUAUAUAUAUGUCAAAAUAAUUUUGAUAAGGUAUUAGUGGAAGAGAUUGCUAAGAAAAACUGGUGUCUGUCAGAAUUUGAUAUUUGCUUCCAGCAUCAGUCAAAUUUAUUAUUAGGUGGCUGGUGCUUUUGUGAUAUCUAGUGUCUGUACAAGGCAUGUGAAAUGUACAUGCAGUAAAAUGAUGGUGGCGGAAGAAAAUGCAUUACUUGCCUUAAAAAUUUUAAAUCUUAUAUUUCACUUUUCUCUUUCCCAAUUAAGAGCAAGCAUUAUGAUUUCUUAUUUUAAUGUAAAUCCAUGUUAUAAUUUAGAUUUAAGGUUUGUUACUCUGUUCAGCAAUGUUUCCUGGAACAAGAUGUGAAUUAUCAGCAAGACUUGUUGUGAAUUGAGAAUCCUGAACCAUAAGCACUAAGAUUUAUACAUGGGCAUAAGAAUUUAUUCUUUGAAUCUCUGCAUUAUUCAGAAAUGAUUCAGGGUGUUGUGUUUAGAAAGUUAUUACUAAAGAGCAAUUGUAUCAGUAACAGUAGUGGGAAGAAUCAGAGCUGAUGAUCUCAUACAAAAUUUAGAUGAGAAUAAACAGACUUGCAUAAUUAUACAUUAACUUGAAAAUGAAGCACGCUCAUGCAAUACUCCAACAUAAGUAUUCUUAGAGUGGUAGGCAGUAACAGUUCUUUUAAAAUUAUAAUUAAGCUUUCAUCAAGCCUGAUGUGCCUGUGCAAAAGAGAUGGGGGCGGGGUGGAAUGAGAAAAUGUCAGUGUGCAUGGAAUAUAGCUUUGUGGUGUGUGUGGAGACAUAGGUAUGGCAUCAUUAAACCUGUGAAUCUCUGGUCGUCUGUAAACAUUUGUCAGUCAUGAUUUGUUUUUCUGUGUAAGGAUGUUUAUACUUCUAACAUUUUUUUAUAUAUUGCAUAAAAUUUGUAAUUUGCUACCUAAAGAAGCAGUAUGCAGUCUGUUGUGCUUUGCUGAUCUGUCAAAGGAAGAUUUGAUUUAACGGUCUGUAAAUGAGCAUUAGGUAUAGCAAUUAGAGUAUAAAGGUUGAUGCGAAUGAUAUGACCUGAUGAUUUUUAUGUGUGUGAACAUUGUUAAAUGGAGGAUGUGCAUUAGUUUAUCAAAGCAGUAUCAGUGAAUUAAAAAAAAAAUGAACAUAUGCAUUUAGAUUGACAGCAUCAACAAGCUUAGGUUUUUGUGAAUUUGCAUGACGGUUAAUUUCCAGUUUUCCUAGUUUGUAUUUCUGUGGCCACUGGAUAACUAUUUUAGGUGGGCAAGGAUCGGCGUCAGCCAUAGCUAUUGUAGGCAGGUAAAGAUUUAAAACAUACACAUCCUGAUUGGCUGUGGCAAUCAAAAAGGUUAAGAUAAUUCCUUGAAACAACCUUAACCAUACAAUGAUGUAGACAUUUCUUUUGGGAAUUACGUCACUGGUCACCUAAGGGGGCCAUUGUAACUGUGGUAUGCAAAGCAUUUGACUAGUUUCUACAUGUAAAAUAUUGUUGCUAUGUUAACAUCAUGAAUAUAAGUGACGAACUACCAUAUGUAACAUUGCCCUAUAUCUGGUGCCAUUCCUUAUUAGUUUUUGGUACCUGAUUUGAAAAAAAGUGAAUUUGAAUUCCUGGCUGUAGACCUUAAGCCUUCAUACAUUUUUCAGUACUGUUUUUAUUGUGUAGUGAUAAUGAAUCUGUCAGCUUGUAGAAUUAGAAUGGUUAACUCAGAUGUGUGGGAAUGACAGGAUGAUUAAGACUUUCAUCAAUUAUACAAAUUUUAUUAUUUAAGUACUUUGCUUAACACUGUGUUAGCCUAAAUGAAUUUUUUUUAAGAAGAAUAAAUAUUCAUGUUUUUGUGAUUUUUUGUGUGUGUGUGUAUGAGAAGAUUUAUAAAAUAAUUUUGACAUAGUAAAAGUGCACUGUAUUACAGAUCACGUGUAGGUGUUCCUCUUUUUCUGUCUUUGUAUAAUUAUGUUUAGUUAUCUUCAAACUAGAGCCGGUUGAGAAGUAUACAAUCAUGGGAGAUAAUCAUGAAUGUGUUCAUGUUUUAUACUGGCAUGUACCGUGACAUUGUGUGCUUCUGGGUUCGUAGUCAGGUGAUGCUGUUUCAUCUAGGAUGCAGUCAAACCUGUCGCGAGUACUUAGGUCAUAAAUGUUGAUGUUCAGAUUACAGUGUGUUUUGCAAGAAGGGAGAAAGAAGAGUUGAACAGUCUGUAGCACACAUGAAACAUCGAUCGUUGAACAAACCAGAAACUGGUAUUUCUAAAUUUGAAAAAUACGAGGACCUUUCCAAGAAUGCGUGCAUAAGAAUGUUAAAUGUGAACUGUGUAAGGAAAAUGUACGAGUUGCUAACAUUUACUAUUUAGCUCUGCAAAGCUUUACUUGUGUUACAUAAAGCGAGGCAAUUCAUAUUUUUUCAUGGGAUUUUUGGACGACGUUGAAAUUUUUUUUGUUUUUGGUCAGUUGGCUAAGAUAUUGUUAUCAUGUUAUUUUAACACCGUUUGCAUUAAAGUGAUUUUUGAAGCGCU
Messenger RNA from Pomacea canaliculata, 6789 nucleotides. Its product is annotated as endoplasmic reticulum resident protein 44-like. The record is from RefSeq and is a predicted model, not a curated record. The transcript has 13 exons. NCBI's taxonomy places the organism in Eukaryota, Metazoa, Mollusca, Gastropoda, Architaenioglossa, Ampullariidae. Bases 81 to 1418 code for a protein of 445 amino acids.